Molecule: messenger RNA, 3256 nt
Organism: Amoebophrya sp. A25
Lineage: Eukaryota; Dinophyceae; Syndiniales; Amoebophryaceae
Source: the annotation of a GenBank genome assembly
AAAACGAGCGUGGUCAGGGGUCGACGGCGUCACAGGUUAUCCCGCUUUUGCUUUUUGAUGUUGUUGCACUAGUGCACUGAUGCGACCUGCUCAUCUACUUAUCUAGAUACCCUUGUAGCUUUUUUUACUGAUAAUAUGUCAUCACUUUGAUACGUUUUGGGUCAUGGCAUGAUGACAUUCUUUGUAGUUCUUUAGAAGAUUUUCUGUAGCUUCUUAUCGGAAUAGACGAGAUAGAGAGUAUUGUCUCCAACUCUAGACUUUCAAUACCUUACUUUGAUGAAGAAGAAGACACAGGUACUAAAGCCGAGGACGACCAAGACGAAGGAUGAGAUGUUGACUUAAGGCUACCGCUAGUCCGUCCCUACAUAUUUAUAGGGGUCCCUCAAGAAGCGUGUACUACAACAGAUGAGCAGUAUCUUCUUUGAGGGGAUGUGAUUCCCAGCACAGAGAUGGACUAGGUGGAGUAGCUCUAACAGACCCAGCUAUCGGAUACAUUGAGUUCGCUAAAAGAUUGGAAAUUGAGAAAUUGGACCUUUUCGAAAAAACUAACCGAUGAGAAGCAGGAACUGUCGGAAUUGAAGGAGGCGCAAAAAAGCUUGAAAAAGGAUCUGAGCAUUAGGGAGUCUCUAUCUAUAAUUUUUUGAGAAAUGUUGACCUCGUCGACCCUGCAGAGAAAAUGCAUGUUUAUGUUUUUCCUCGCUUGUGGUUUCAUCUCUUCUUUCUAGUUGGACCCUGACUGUGCUAUUAACAGGUUUAUAACUCAACAUACGAUAGCAAAGGGAGAAGGGGGGGCAAGAGUCACAGUUUCACUCUCUGAGUUUGAAUUAUUGAUUGAUUCUCUCCUUCCUGGGAUCUUAAGGAAAUCUUAACUAAUUGUAACUGUUUCACUGUAGAGCAGGACUAUUCAACCUACAAGUGAAUCAAUUUGUUAACAAAAAAAGGACCGUAACAACUACAACAACCAUUGAACACAAGUUUGCUUUAGUUUUCAGGUAAAGUUAAUAUAAUUGCAAUGACAAGGACAACUUCAUUUCUGAACACCUUUGAUUGAUUGGCUCCUUCCUGAACCUUACCGAACUUAUUCUUUUAUUAAUUUUUUUCGUACCUCUGCCUCACUGGGAUAUAGUACUUUUAUUCUCUUCAUCAUCUUAAGCAACUUUCUUAACUUUUGAGCAGUAGGCUCUAAUAGGAACUGCGAGGGUGAGCGGCGAGGGAAUCAAGUCGAGUCUGAUGAACAGGAUUUGGCGCUUGAGGAGAACGUAAAGCAGAUGGUAGACGGGCACACCGUUCUCGAUGCGCGGCUGGCGCACGCGGUGGCCGAGGCGGAGCUGCUCAAGAAGGAAGAAUCACUUUACGGCUACCGCUAGCUCAUCUCUAUAUUAAGUAACUACAUGGGAAUGAGUCUUGAUCUUGUUCUCUCAACCUCGUACUACAGAGAACAAUGAGUAUCUUCAUUGAGAGAAGAUCCCUGACUGAUGAAACAUGCGGGAUAUUUCCAACAAACCACACCCGAGCAACUACAUGAGAAAGUAAAGGCUUUUGACCUUCUGGUAGGGGAAACCAAGGACUUCGACAGUCGGCGACUCCUCGUAUCAAUGAAGCAAAAAAAACACAAAAUGCUGGAGGGCAACAAAGCGCUAGAAAAAGAGCUACAAAUUAAGGACUUUCUCCAUAAUAACUCAUGGGGUAGCGAGAGGUGGAGUAGGUGGUGGAAGACAGGAGUUGUACGAUUUGCAACUUUAAACAUAGAUUGGUUUAUGUCACAGACAACCCAGCAUGUAAGUCUACAUGUAAAUAACAUUCACUGUGUAUUCUUGAUUCAUUGUUCCCUUUCUAGCAUCAUGUUUUGAGGAAGUCAAUCACAGUCAAGAAUUUUAAGUUUUGUGGUCUACCUCUAAGAAUACUUGUAGAAGUAAAGCGAAACGGGAGCAAAGGAAGUUUUUGGCCGCGCAAAACCUGGAGGUGAGGAGGGUAUUGCAUUUUCGUACUUACAAUUAUACAUACUAUGGUAGGUCCUCGUUGUCGGUAUUCGUUCCUUACCCAAAAGCGUACUGUGGUUGCGCGCGUCUUCUACUAUUGUUCAUUGUAGUAAAACAUAGAUUGGGUUUUAUCACUAUUUCUUAGUCUUUAAUAAGUCGACGUGUAAAAGAUAAUAAUAUAUGGCACUCACUGUCAUGAGACAACAUGAUUUUUAUGGCCAGGCCGAAGAGGUGGAGUCUUCUACGGCGCGAGCGGCGGAAGAACACGCGGAAGUGCAGCCUCCUUAAGGCUACCGUUUCAGCACCUCAGUGUUAUCCUUGGCUCUUUCCUUCUUGAAAAAGAAGCCAAGAAUGCUCCCGGGGUGGUGAAUGCCAUCGUGGUAUUUCUAACAGGAGGCGAAGCAGCUUCUGCAGGAACCUAAAGGUGAGGCGCUGGAACUUCAGCAGCCGCAGAAGCAGCGUGCAACACAGCAGAAGAUCGAGGAAAAAGUGGAGGGGGCGCCGUCUGGUGCACCGGGAUGUUGUAAUCUGAGAGGAAGUAUGAAAUUUAUGAAGUAGGUAAGGAGUAAUCUAGUAGUAGAAGAUGAGUCGACAAAAUCAGCUCUGUUCAACAUGAAUAUCAUUCAACUAGUAGUUAGCUCCUGCCUCCAAGGACAAGUGACCUGUAGUUCUGGGGGUCCGGUAUUACAAAUCAAUGGAUCUCGUCAUGCACAACAACCUUCAUCCAUAGAAACGACAUGCAAUGAACGCCUCAAAGUAUUGUGACAAUGAGGAUUCCAAGAACUAGACCUGGUUUAACAAUAGCGAAUCAUGAGCAUACAAAGACCACAGAAUGAGCAUAUUACAAAGACAGACCAAGCGUAGUUUGACGCCUAACAGGCCGUGAGUAGCAAUCUAUACCACUUUCUGUAUCCCAUCCACGUCUAGAUUUAAGUAUUCAUAAAGAUAAUAUUAUUUUAUUACAUCGUGAACAAGAAGAUCAUCACAUUCUCAACAUCGAAGAACUCGAAGAAGCUCCGCGUGACUGAGCCUCGUUUUGUCAUAAUAUUCAUAUCUGAAGACGACUGUGAACAUGAACAAAUUCAUAAAAAGAUAUUCUGCCGUUGCACAUAUGAAUCGACGAUUAUAUUGCUUAAUUAAAUGCUUGUGCCUAUCAACUUAAUCAUGAAAAAGGACACCGAAAUCAGUUUUCAAGAACACUCUUUGUAUACGAUAAGAUUGUUAUCCAUUAUAGUUAAUAGUUGUUCAUCAUGUGAAGAAGUAGUGCUGGAGGUCGG